AGAUCUGCCUGAGAUAGAGUUUUUGUUCGAAACAUGGUUUAAAAUUAAACACAUUUAUAAAUGGUCUUCGGUUUAUUGCGACUUUCCGAUGAGUGCUUUUUAUAUUUUUAAAAGACGCGAUUAUUUUUAAAUUGAUACUAUAGCAAGACUUACUGUCUUUUUACGGUGAAUUUAAAUAUGGCACCUAAACAGGGUAAGAAGACAUUGUGGUUGGAAUGCGAACAUUGUGGUUGUAGUGUAUCCACGAACGAUAAGAACAUACACAUAGAAUUAAAAUGUGCAAAGGAUCAAAUAAAAUGUCCGUAUAUGGAGGACGGCAAAUUAUAUACGUGGUUGCAGCGUGGCAGCGCUCCACCCGAUGGCGCCCCGCGAGAUUCGGUGCUGAUGCAUCCUUCAACUGCAUCUUUGCUCGGCGCAGUCAUCGGAGCGCCUAUAGAACUGACUAGGGCCGGGGCUCCUAAGCUUGUCAAACGUGUAUGGCCGGCUAGGUCAUCUGCUCCUGCAGCUGUAAUUCUUCCUGCUGCUGAUUUGACCGGAGCUUGGUGCGCAGGUGGGGGUCACGUUACAGUUUCUUUGCUCACUCGACAGCUAAAAGCAGCCUUUCAUGUUUAUUUUAAAAUCAAAGAUAACAAGAUAGACACAGAAAUUGGGGAUGUUCUUAAGGAGCACUUUAACAACAUUUUACUUUCAUUUGGCAGUGUGCUUGUCUACUAUUACUUUGGUAAGAAACUAGAAAUUGUGGUGACAAGAAUUAAUUCAGAGGAAGAUAAGAAUAGCACUAAAGCAUGGUAUGUUCUUAGUGAAAAUACCGUUUGGGAGCAAGAGAAGACUGCUGAAAAAAACAAAAGGAAACCGGUCACAUUGGGUGGUAUAGAUGAUAUUCUUGAGGAAAUCAAAACAUUAAUCAAGAUAUCAUUUAAUAUUGAAAGUUCAUUUGCCAACUUUCAACCAACACGAGGUCUGUUACUUUAUGGCCAUUCAGGUAUAGGUAAGACUGCCAUUUGCAAAUAUCUUAUUGAAAAUUUACAUUGUUUUCACAUAGAGUUGAAUGGGCCAACAAUUUUCAGCAAGUAUUUCGGAGAAACUGAGGCUACUAUGAAGAAUCUUUUUUCCAAAGCCAUUGCUAAUGAACCGUCUAUAAUUCUAGUCGAUGAGAUUGAAACAAUAUGCCCUAGACGUUCAUCAGCCAGCACGGAGCAGGAAAGAAGAGUAACAUCAGCAUUUGUUUCACUAUUAGACAACUUACAUUCGGAAGGCAAUAGAGUGUUUGUUCUCGCAACAACCAGGAAACCGGAAGCCAUAGAUCCAAUGUUAAGAAGAUUCGGGAGACUGGAUAAAGAAAUUGAAGUGCCCAUUCCUGACAGAAUUAGACGAAAGGAGAUUUUGUAUACUUUGUUACAAAGUCUACCCAGCAAGAUUUUGUCACAGGAUAUUGACUCAAUCGCUGAUUUAGCUCACGGCUAUGUCGCCGCUGAUAUUGUUAACCUUUGUACACAAGCUUCUUUGAGGUGUAUAAAAGAUAACAGCGACUUCAUACUCAAGGAACAUUUGUUAAUGGCAUUGACGGUUGUUAGGCCUAGCGCUAUGAGAGAACUUUUAAUAGAAGUUCCUAACGUGCGAUGGUCCGAUAUAGGAGGACAGGAUAAUUUGAAACUGAAAUUGAGGCAAGCAGUGGAGUGGCCUCUGAAGCAUUCAGAGAGUUUCAGGAGGCUGGGCAUUCGGCCACCAAGUGGAGUGCUGCUGUAUGGUCCACCCGGCUGCUCAAAGACCAUGAUCGCAAAGGCCUUGGCGACAGAAAGUGGACUCAAUUUCUUAUCAAUCAAAGGACCCGAGUUAUUUUCCAAAUGGGUUGGUGAAUCAGAAAAGGCGGUCAGGGAUUUGUUCAGAAAAGCACGUCAGGUGGCUCCUUCUAUUAUUUUCUUUGAUGAAAUGGAUGCUUUAGGCGGAGAACGGGGCGCGGGCGAAGCCGGAGUGCACGAGCGAGUGCUGGCGCAACUGCUGACAGAGCUGGACGGUGUGGUGCCACUGAACGCUGUUACAAUACUAGCUGCUACCAACCGCCCGGACAGAAUGGACCGAGCGUUGCUUAGACCAGGGCGACUGGAUCGUCUGAUAUACGUGCCGCUACCAGACAUUGAGACGAGACUGCAGAUAUUAGAGUUAAAAUUGUCAAAAAUGAGUGUUAGUGAUGAUGUGAAUCCGCACAGCCUUGCUGCCAAAACGGAAGGAUUCUCAGGUGCGGAGUUAGAUGCGCUGUGCCACGAAGCAGCUCUUAACGCACUGGAGAAGGACAUAGAUUGUCAGGAGGUCAAGAUGGAACAUUUUGAACAUGUACUGAUAGAUUUUAAACCCCGCACACCCCAGUCUUUGUUGAAGGUGUAUGAAGAAUUUGCUUUGGGGCAAAGAUCUGUAUAAGUAACUGAUAAUAUUAGUAAUUUUAUAUCGGUGUCUGUAAUAAAUGUUCGUGCUUCGUUUUUUAUAGCUUCAAAAUUUAUUUAUUAAGUCAUUGGCGUGUAUACUAAUAUGAUAAUUUUAUGAGUCAAUGUAGAAUAAAAACAUUUAGUAUUUAUAUCAUUUAUUACAUAAUAUUUAAGCUUACAAAAUAUGUUUACUACUAUUGGUGUAUAAAUUAAAUAAAAAUCUAAUUCAAAAUAAAAAUAAUCACAUACUACCCACACAACUAUAACUUGUACAAUUGCUUAACAUUAUAAUUUUGUCUGAGCAAUACAUCGGAGGAUAUACUCCGAUAUUGACAAUGUUGCAAGUAUGCAGAUGAUUGUGAGUUGUCUAUGGAUUUCAUGAAAUAUAACAUAUAUUGUGUUCUCAACUCUUACUGUCCCAUAAAAGGACUUUGAGCAAAGUCCAAGUUAGAGGUGACUUGCCCUUAGAUAUAAGAUGUUCUCGGCGUAAAGUUUCAGUCAUAGUUUCUAUAAUUACCAAAGCCUAAGUCGUCAAACGAGACAUAUGUAGGUUAACAAUAUAACGUACUAGUGUAUGUUACGUGUGAUUUUAAAUAUUGCUUUAUUUAAAAAAAAAAACGAAGUUUUAUUUUUGAAUUUAAUUUUUUUUUCCAAUUGAUG
Molecule: messenger RNA, 3080 nt
Organism: Papilio xuthus (Asian swallowtail)
Lineage: Eukaryota; Metazoa; Arthropoda; Insecta; Lepidoptera; Papilionidae
Product: spermatogenesis-associated protein 5
Exons: 2
Coding region: 178-2415 (745 amino acids)
Cellular component (GO): cytoplasm
Molecular function (GO): ATP binding; ATP hydrolysis activity
Source: RefSeq, a predicted model, not a curated record